GAAAAUCUCAUCUAAAACUCUCUCCUCCCUCAAAUUCUCUACUAAUUAGAGAAGAAGAUUUUGGGAUCCCUCCUUCUGCCCCCUGCUUCUUCUUCUCCUUUUUAUUAUAGUCAUUUAGUUAAUUUUGAUGGCUCAGCUAGCAGCAUUAUUAGUGUCAUUAUUAACACUUGUUCUAUCAAUAUCAGGAGUAAUUUCAACGACCUUCACAAUAAUAAACAAGUGCGAAUACACAGUAUGGCCGGGCAUUCUAUCCAACGCCGGUGUACCGCCACUGUCCACAACCGGCUUCGCGCUCCAAAAGGGCGAGUCGAAAACUAUCACCCCACCGACCUCCUGGGGCGGUCGCUUCUGGGGCCGAACCCACUGCUCCCAAGACUCCACGGGCAAGUUCUCCUGCGUCACAGGUGAUUGCGGCUCCGGAAAAGUCGAGUGCUCAGGGAAUGGCGGCGCGCUGCCGGCGACCUUGGCCGAGUUCACCCUCAACGGCGCUGGUGGGUUCGACUUCUUCGAUAUCAGCUUGGUCGACGGGUACAACCUCCCUAUGAUGGUCGUGCCUCAAGGUGGGACCGGUCAGAAUUGCACAACCGUUGGCUGCGUGACCGACCUCAACGACUCUUGCCCCUCGGAGCUCCAGGUCACUAGCGCCGACGCCGACGGAAACGUGGCCUGCAAGAGCGCGUGCGAGGCCUUUGGACAGCCACAGUACUGUUGCAGCGGCGCGUAUGGUUCACCUAACACAUGCAAGCCUUCUUCGUACUCUCAGAUCUUCAAGAAGGGGUGCCCGCAGGCUUACAGCUACGCCUACGACGAUAAGACGAGCACUUUCACAUGCGCAUCCGCGGAUUAUACAAUUAGUUUCUGCCCUACCCCUAAGACCAGCCAAAAAGCUUCGCAGGGUACGACGUCGCAGGCGACACCAACUUCAACUGCAACAACCUCACCGUCCAUCUACGGGACGUUGAUCUACGAGGGUUCCGGCGACGAAAGUAACGCAUCACCGUCCACGCGUGCCCACGUGUUCGGAUUCCAUUCUACUGUGGGUGUAGUCAGCAUCGCGGUGGCAAUUUGGCGGUUGUGGCAGCUCCCCUAACUUUUCUGAUAACAUGUUCGAGUUAGGCCCAAAAUCAUCCAAAAUUGCCAACCCAACAUCUAGCCGAGCUAUGGGCCUGUCGGCCCCACACUUUUUGGGUAGCAUGGGCCAUGUGACAUAGAUGGGGUCCACAAGGUUGGCCAUGGUGACGGGGAUACGAGUCAUGAUGGUAGCAUCUAGUACGGGCAUUCAAUGUGAAAGGGAGUGUUUUACUCAAAAAUUUAAAAAAAAAAAAAAAAAAAAAUGUAAAAGGGAGUGAAAAGAAUAGAAUAAGGAAUUCUUUGAAUUAUUGAGUCCAAUUUUUUUUUAUAAACGAAGAGAAGGGAUGGGAGAUUCAUUUGUUUGUUUAAGAUACAGUGUCAAUUAUUUUAAUGUAACCACCACAUUUGGUGCAAAAGAAUAUGUCUUUGUUUUUGA
This is a messenger RNA of Alnus glutinosa, 1507 nucleotides long. RefSeq names its product pathogenesis-related thaumatin-like protein 3.5. The record is from RefSeq and is a predicted model, not a curated record. Gene Ontology annotation, biological process: defense response. Lineage: Eukaryota; Viridiplantae; Streptophyta; Magnoliopsida; Fagales; Betulaceae. The transcript is spliced from 3 exons. Gene Ontology annotation, cellular component: extracellular region. Bases 128 to 1090 code for a protein of 320 amino acids.